Molecule: messenger RNA, 3234 nt
Organism: Astyanax mexicanus (Mexican tetra)
Lineage: Eukaryota; Metazoa; Chordata; Actinopteri; Characiformes; Acestrorhamphidae
Gene: myoz1b
Product: myozenin 1b
Exons: 6
Coding region: 719-1522 (267 amino acids)
Cellular component (GO): Z disc; actin cytoskeleton
Molecular function (GO): actin binding; FATZ binding; telethonin binding
Source: RefSeq, a predicted model, not a curated record
UGGAGUUUUUAAACACUUUAGUGUCACUGCAGGAUUGAGAGUAGUCCACCAACCGCGUCCUGUAGGCACUGAUGAAGGACUGAGAUUUAGAGCUUUUUUCUCUGACUUUAAGGCCCAAUCCAAUUUUUCUUUUGUACUCCUACCCCAUAUUUAUGAAUGUAACCCUUCCCUUGGAAAGGAGCAUUGGAAAAACCCUUCAAGAACCCAGUAACUGGUUAAAUUUAGAGCUUUGUUGUAUGUAUGUAUGUAAGAAAUGGGGCAGGUGGUGCAGCAAUUCAUUAUUAUUGUCUAUUCUUUAAUUUAUCUGUGAUGGGGGGAUGAAAUAAGCUUUUAUUAGCUUUUAUUCCUUUUUUUUCUGUUCCACCGUAAUUGCUAAAGUUUUGCUGUCUGUUGCACCAUUUAAGGUGGAAUGGGAAAGUUAGCUAGAGUUAGCUACCUACUGAGUGUCAGGUUGAAGCAGGGAGAGGACGCGGAGUGUAGACGCAAAUGCGAGCUUAUAAAUUUGUUAAACAGAAAUAAACCAAAAUAAACAUAUAACAAGACAGUGUAACUAUGAAAACAAAGAAAAACCUACAACCAAACGGGCAUAAAAUGUACAAGAACCGACAAACUAACACUGAAAACAGGGCUGUUUAUACACGAAAGGGGACAGGAAACACAUGGGAUAGGUAAUGAGGGGGCGGAGCUACAAAUAAACACAGGUGGAAGCACUGAAGACAUGGGUGGAGACAGGGAGAACACAGAGAGGGCCAUGUCCUUAGGAAAGGCUGCAGAGAUGCCCCUGUCUGGAACUCCUGCUCCUCCAAACAAGAGGAAAAAGCCCUCUAAGAUCAUCACUGACCUUUCCCACGUCACACAACACGAGGAGGCAGAACCAGAGGCCACAGAAUUCGACCUGGGGACCAAGAUUAAGACCCCAAAGGAGGUGAUGCUGGAGGAGCUGUCACUGAUGAAGGGCAAAGGCUCCAAGAUGUUCAAGAUGAGGCAGGCGAGAGUGGAGAAGUUCAUCGUCAGCACUGAGAACCUGCAAAAUCUCCAGAACCUAGUGCCCUCUAUAGGCGGCGAAAUGAAGACUCCGCCCACUCCCGCCCCCAAACCAGAGCUACCAAAAGCAGAGGAAGUAGACCCGGAGGCGGAGAAGCUGAAGAGGAGGAACGAGUAUGUUAAAACGUACAUCUCGCCAUGGGAGCGUGCCAUGAAGGACGACGAGGAGCUCAAAGCCACCAUGAGGCCACAGAUGCCUGGGCCUUACGUGUAUCAGGACCUCCCCAAGUACAAGAGCUUUAAUAGGACACCUCUGCCCUUCGGUGGAUUCAACAAGGCCUCUCGCCUGCUGACCUUCGAGCUCCCUGAGGUCAAGGCCUCAGAGGAGCCCGAGCCUCUGCAGGCUCUUCAGGUGGACAUCAACUCCCGACCCUCCUUUAACCGCACGCCCAUCGGCUGGGUGUGCAGCGACGAGGGCAGCAACAUCCACAUGGAUCUGGAAGCUAUCCCCUUCGACGGGGAGACCGAUGACCUCUGAGGACCCUGUUAUCUACUAUAGCAUGCACACACUAUAACACACACACAUUAUGGCACAGAACAUACAGGGGUUGGACAAUGAAACUGAAACACCUGUCAUUUUAGUGUGGGAGGUUUCAUGGCUAAAUUGGAGCAGCCUGGUUUUCAAUCUUCAUUAAUUGCACAUUAUUGCACCAGUAAGAGCAGAGUGUGAAGGUUCAAUCAGCAGGGUAAGAGCACAGUUCUGCUCUAAAUAUUGCAAUGCACACAACAUUAUGGGUGACAUACCAGAGUUCAAAAGAGGACAAAUUGUUGGUGCACGUCUUGCUGGCGCAUCUGUGACCAAGACAGCAAGUCUUUGUGAUGCAUCAAGAGCCACGGUAUCCAGGGUAAUGUCAGCAUACCACCAAGAAGAACCAACCACAUCCAACAGGAUUAACUGUGGAUGCUGUAAGAGGAAGCUGUCUGAAAGGGAUGUUCGGGUGCUAACCUGGAUUGUAUUCAAAAAACAUAAAACCACGGCUGAUCAAAUCACGGCAGAAUUCAAUGUGCACCUCAACUCUCCUGUUUCCACCAGAACUGUCCGUCACCACAAUCAAUUAUUGUGCUCUAAAACCAGGUGUUUCAGUUUCAUUGUCCAACCCCUGUAUCUACAUUCUACAACACACAGAACCCUCACACAGUUGCUAUGAUCCAAACAGAGACAAAUACAGCUCUGGAAAAAAAUAAGAGCGCGCUUAAAAAUGAUGAGCUUCUUUGAUUUUACCAAAUUUAAAACCACUGGAAUAUAAUGAGUAAGCUGAAUGAUCACAAGCCAUCAAACCAAACUAAACUGCUUGAUUUUUUUUGCACCAGGAGUGUAAAGCAUAAAGUUAUCUAAAAGCAGUGUGUAAGACUGGUGGAGGAGAACAUGCCAAGAUGCAUGAAAACUGUUAUAAAAACAAGGGUUAUUCCACCAAAUAUUGACUUAAAACUCUUUAUGAAUAUGAACUUGUUUUCUUUGCAUUAUUUGAGCUCUGAAAGCUCUUCGUCUUUUUGUUAUUAAAGCCAUUUCUCAUUUUCUGCAAAUAAAUGCUCUGAAUUACAAUAUUUAUAUUUGGAAUUUGGGAGAAAUGUUGUCUGUAGUUUAUAGAAUAAAACAACAAUGUUCAUUUUACUCAAACAUAAACCUAUAAAUAGCAAAAUCAGAGAAACUGAUUUACUUAAUUUGAAGUUUAAUUUGUUCCAGAGCUGUAUAUGCCCAUAAACAUGCAUAAUGCAUUAACACACAUACUAGGGAUGCACCAAAUAUUCAGCAAGCAAAAAUAUUGUUAAAAAACAUAAUUAAUUACAAUUAUUAACAAUAUAUAAUUUAUAUUAACACUAUAUUAUAUCGUUAUUUAAGUAAUACACAGUAUUAUUGCAUGUUUUGAAUUUUGAAUUUUAUGCCACUGACAUAAUAAUAAAAGAAUUACACCUUCUUAAAAGAACAGAAUACCAUAUUUAUUAUUGUUCUGCCUAAAGCCAAUCAAAUAAGUCACAUAUUGCAAUGUUUCCUCUAUCAUUGGGAUUUAUUUUCAGGCCUUAAAAACACUCUACCUCCCUCCUCCUCCCCUCCUCUCCUCUGGUGGCAGGCAGGGAGCCGGGAGCUAAAGCCGACAAACGGCAGGUUUAAGUUCAUUUUUGACUUUUUUUUUUUUUUUUUUUGUUUUUGCAAAAUAAAAAAUAAAGUCUAAAUAUACAUGUUCACCAUUA